Molecule: messenger RNA, 4680 nt
Organism: Meleagris gallopavo (turkey)
Lineage: Eukaryota; Metazoa; Chordata; Aves; Galliformes; Phasianidae
Gene: ATP6V0A4
Product: ATPase H+ transporting V0 subunit a4
Biological process (GO): vacuolar acidification; proton transmembrane transport
Cellular component (GO): vacuolar proton-transporting V-type ATPase, V0 domain; vacuolar proton-transporting V-type ATPase complex; plasma membrane
Molecular function (GO): ATPase binding; proton-transporting ATPase activity, rotational mechanism
Source: RefSeq, a predicted model, not a curated record
UGCGAUUCUGUGAUUCUGCGAUUGUGUGUUUUGUUCCAGAGUGAAGUUUCUUUGCUGAGCAAGAUUAUACCCUUGGCACAUCACCACUGGGUGUGGUUUUCAGGGAGUUAUUACCUUUAUCACUCAUAUACACAUCCUCACUCUGUCUAUAAAUAUAUUUUCUGUUUGUAUAUGCAGCAUGUUGAUAUUUGGUGUUCCAAGUGAAAUCUUAUUGAUACUCCAACCUUGUUGUCUCCCUGAAGUGACCAACGUGCCAGGAACUGAGCAGUAUCUCUGUGUUUAAGAAAGGGCAAAAACACACAACGGCAGACCAGAUAGACCAUUUUUGGACAUGUAAAUGGUACAAGGACAAAACCCUUUUUUGUGUAAGACAUUUGAGACCAGCUUAACUUCACCCUACUCUGGUUUCUUCAUACCCAUGGGACUGGCAUCUGAUGAGCUGCAUCAGGAGAGCUGGGUCAGAUAGGGGUUAGCAACAGGUUCUGCACCAGAAGGUGGUCAGGCACUGGAAAAGGUUCUCCAGGCAGUGGAUACAGCUAAGAGCUGCUGGAGUUCAAGGGGCAUUUAGACAACACUCUCAGAUAUAUGUCUGAUUUUUGAGUGGUGCUGUGUGGACCCAGGAGUUGGACUUGAUGAUACUUGUGGGUCCCUUUCAACUCAGGAUAUUCUAUGAUUCUACCUGAGGUGCUAUCCCUAGUUAGCUGCUGCAAUAGGAGGCAACUUGGGUGAAGGAAAGCUCACAAAUUAAUGACCAGCAUAGCCACACAAAGCCUCCUGCAUGAUGGUGCUAAGCAUGAAGAGGUAAUGUCUGAGAUGCUGAUUCUGGAGACACCUACAGCUGCAAGAAAUUCUCCUGGCAGCUGAAAAUUAUGACAUCCCCACUGUAGCCUAUAAGGGACCUCCCUUAUCUUUACAUAUGGACAGAUUAGAGUUGAGGGCUGGUUGACACUUCCCAGCUGACAAUUCUCAACCUAUGGAAGGAAUCGUGGUACAAUCAGCCAAAGAGUAGACUUGGUGGUAUGUGCAGAUCUAUCUUUCAUGCUUGCUUCGUAGACAGCACAAUCUCCAGGCACAGCUCUAGAAAAUAUGUCUUCUGGGAGGGCAUGGUAAUGUGGGCUGAGCUCCCAUCCCAGUGGUCUUCAUAAAGCCUUCAAAACAUGGCUUCAAAGGGCUUGUAACCUUAAAUGGAUGAAUCCAAUGCCAAUACUGUGUCUAUUUGAGAGAGGGUUGUUCUGGUUACCGUCUUCACUGACAUGAAGAAUGGCUAUCUCACUAAAACUAUUUGUGAACAGCAGUGUUAAAUGAUGGAACUGGACAAAUGAAGGGAAAAAAGUCCAAACCACCAGAUUUUUAUUAUUUAAAUAAAAGAAGGGGAUCUGCUUUCUGUAUGUACAUAGAAAAACAACCGCAGUAACUUGCACUUGGCUGUACCCUUUGUGCUUCUCAGCCCUGGCUGGUGUUGCUAUCAGAUAAAUGCUGAGCCCAUGGUCCCGCUGUGCUCCCAUUCUGGGCAGCUGUGUCCCAAGAGCAGCUGCCCUCAGCCAGCCUGGCAGCCAGGAAAGGCAACAAGCCCACUGCUGGGGCUGGAGCCUCCCCCGGCUCUUGUGCCUCUGACCGGCAUCCGCUGCUUUGCCUGCUGCCAGUGGCGAUAAUGUAGUCUCUGAUAAUGAGAUUAUUAUCAAAUAAUGUUCAUACUUCUCAGUGCCAAAGGCAUGAAAUAGGAGAUGCUUUCUGCUGUUCUCCUCUGCAUGCAAAGAGGGGGAAAAGGGCAGGAGAGAGCCUUAUCCCUGUGCCCUGUGUUCUCUUGACGCUCAGCCAGCCAGAUCAUGUGGCCAGGAUAGUACAGCUUGCUCUUAUGGGUUUUAUACGUUCAUUUUCGGUCACUCAGCUUGAGGCAGCAUGUUUUGGAAAGCAGCACAGGCCCUCUCCCAGCAGCUGGCCUAGUGGGCAGAGCCACUCCUUGCUACUUUGGAAUGGAAAGCUCUGUAUUAGAAAACUCGCUAUUGUUCCCAGCCAGCGGAAUUGUUCCUUGGACACACUGUACCCUGCUUGUGGCAGGGCUGCUGGGAACCUAUAGAAGCCUGGCUGAGAGAAAAGACUGCUUUAAGGGACACUUUGCAACUUAAACAUAGCCAUGCAUUUCCUUUGAAGAGGACUCCCUAUGGAUGUUGUACUCAGCAGUGACACAGCCACACUUAUUUAUUGGGAUGUAGCCCUUUUUCCUCUGCCCUCAGUGGGAGCUGUGCCACUGGUUUUGGGAAGAGUAGCUCUUCUAUCCAUAGCAGGAGAAGGGCUGUAAAGCCACCUUUCUCCUGCGUGCAGCACUCAUUACUCCCAGCAGUGAGAAUUGUGUUCCUUCUCUGCUUACUGCCCCUAUCCAAUAGAGCACUUCUGGCACAGCCCCUUGCACCUGCUUUCCCCUUUUCGUUUGAGGAAGCACAGCAAGAAACAGCACAGCAGUUUUCCGCCUCCCUGAUCGCAGACGCUGCGCCCAGCACUGCAAAUGACCUGUUACUGGUCUAUAGAUCCCAGCGUGCAGCAGCAGGUUUCAAAGGCUCUGGCUCAUUUUCAGGCACCGUGUGUUGUUAGUCCCAACACACCACCGCAUCAUGGGGAGGUGGGGACCCAGCCAGAAAACGCCAGGUCUGGGCCACCCUGGGCCAUGAGAAGCCUUCCCUUCUCUGGUCCAGACCAGCACAGAGCUCAGCAGGAACAACCUGCUGCUCCCAGCUGAAGCCAGUGGCCACAACCAUCCACGGGACACGGGGACAGGAGCGCAGUGCAGCACCUGCAAGCCACACAGCAGCGUGCCUGCAGCCUGGAGUGCGUUCAUGCCCCGUAAUACUGCUGGAAAACAGAGAGCGGAGGAAGCCACUUGGCACCUUCAGUACCUCCCUGGGUGAGGAAGACCACACAGCUGCUGAGGCCCCCGUGGACACUUGGGCAAGAGGAGGCCAGCCAAAAUGGUUUCUGUCUUUCGGAGCGAGGAGAUGAGCCUGAUGCAGCUCUUCCUGCAAGUGGAGGCUGCCUACUGCUGCGUGGCCGAGCUCGGAGACCUGGGCCUGGUCCAGUUCAGAGAUCUGAAUGCAAAUGUGAACAGCUUCCAGAGAAAGUUUGUGAAUGAAGUGAGAAGGUGUGAAUCCUUGGAGAGGAUCCUGCGUUUUCUGGAAAAUGAAAUGGAAGAUGUUGUGGAGAUAGUCAAACUAGAGACGUACCCAGAGACCCCCCUGCCUCGGGAAAUGAUUGAUAUGGAGACAGUGCUGGAGAAACUUGAGGCUGAGCUGCUGGAAGCCAACCAGAAUCAGCAAACUCUGAAGCAGAACUUCCUUGAGCUGAUGGAACUCAAGCAUCUGCUGAAGAAAACACAGGACUUCUUUGAGGCAGAAACCAAUCUGCCAGAUGAUUUCUUCAGUGAAGACACAUCUGGCCUGCUGGAACUGAGGACCACCCCUUCUGCUGCAGCUGCCAAGCUGGGAUUCACAGCAGGGGUCAUAAAGAGGGAAAGAAUGAUACCCUUUGAGCGUCUGCUGUGGCGAGCCUGUAGGGGAAACAUCUAUCUGAGGUACACUGAGAUGGAUACCCCCCUGGAGGACCCUGUGACGAGAGAAGAGGUGAAAAAGAAUGUGUUCAUUAUCUUCUAUCAGGGAGAGCAGCUCAAACAAAAAAUCAAGAAGAUUUGUGAUGGAUUUCGUGCCACAGUGUACCCCUGUCCAGAGUCUGCCACUGAGCGCCGAGAAAUGCUUGAUGGAGUGAACACAAGGAUUGAGGAUUUAAACACAGUGAUAACCCAAACUGAGUCCCACCGCCAGCGGCUGCUGCAUGAGGCAGCAGCCAACAUGUGGUCCUGGGAGAUCAAGGUAAAGAAAAUCAAGGCCAUCUAUCACAUCCUGAAUUGCUGUAACAUUGACGUCACCCAGCAGUGUGUCAUUGCAGAGAUCUGGUUCCCAGUAGCUGAUGCUGGCAGGAUAAAAAGAGCUCUCCAUCAGGGAAUGGAGAGAAGUGGCUCUACCAUCACCCCUAUCCUGACAACCAUACACACUAGGAUGGCACCACCCACCUUCAACAGGACUAACAAGUUCACAGCUGGAUUUCAGAACAUCGUGGAUGCGUAUGGUGUGGGCAACUACAGGGAGAUGAACCCAGCUCCUUACACUAUCAUUACUUUCCCCUUCCUGUUUGCGGUGAUGUUUGGGGACUGUGGUCAUGGUGCUGUCAUGCUGGGCUUUGCGCUCUGGAUGGUCAUUAACGAGGAGAGCCUUCUGGCCCAGAAAAGCACUAAUGAGAUCUGGAACACUUUUUUCAGUGGGCGCUAUCUGAUCCUGCUCAUGGGCAUAUUUUCCAUGUAUACUGGCUUCAUCUACAAUGACUGCUUUUCCAAAUCAUUCAACAUCUUCGGCUCUUCCUGGCACAUUAUCCCCAUGUUUAAAAAUAACACUUGGAAUAAGGAAGUGCUUCUCGACAACACUGUGCUGCAGUUGGAUCCAGCAGUCCCAGGGGUCUACUCUGGAAAUCCAUACCCAUUUGGAAUAGAUCCAAUCUGGAACAUUGCGUCAAACAAGUUGACUUUUCUGAACUCCUACAAAAUGAAGAUGUCAGUUGUGAUUGGAAUUGUGCAUAUGAUUUUUGGGGUGAUACUCAGUCUCUUUAACCACAUGUAAGUCUGUUUCACCAAGCCCAUUG